AUGGUUGCAAUCGCACCAACACUAAUUACGUCGGCGUUUGAUUCUCUGAGACCAUUUACUUAUCCAGACACGGACGUGUUUUUGCUUUGUUUCAAUGUAAUGCUACCUAGUACACUUCGUUCAAUUACCGAUCACUGGAUUCCUGAAAUCAACAAAACAGUUCCUAAUACGCCUUUGAUUCUUGUUGGUACACAAUCAGAUUUACGUGCAAAUGUUAGUUUGGUGAUUGAUUUAUGCAAAAACGGUGAACAACCUGUAAGUGAAACGAAAGCUCGAAUGUUAAGUGAAGAAUUAUCAGCUGAUUAUUUGGAAUGUUCAGCAUUAACACAGCAGAAUCUGAAAGAAGUAUUUGAUGCUGCAAUUUUGACAGCAUUACGACGUAAAGCAUCUAUUCCUUGUCAAGCAAAAAUUACAAACACUGUACGUUGUUCACGUGAACCUUGUGGAAUUCUUAUGAAUGGCAACGAUCGUGACGAAAAAAAAUCAAGUAAAAUUAAACAGGGAUUUAAACGAAUUGUUACAUUAACUAAAAAACUAUUCUAA
Thelazia callipaeda (thelaziosis nematode) is the source of this 543-nucleotide messenger RNA. The record is from the annotation of a GenBank genome assembly. NCBI's taxonomy places the organism in Eukaryota, Metazoa, Nematoda, Chromadorea, Rhabditida, Thelaziidae.